CGCUGCGUCGCUCUCGAUCCACUUCCGGUCGGUGACGCAGUUCCGCUCGGCUGGGCGCGCGGUGGAUUGUCUGGGAAGCAGAGCCCGGCUGUGGCUGGGGUUUCGCGGCUCCUGAGCCCGGCAUGGCUUCCACACGAGCUUCCUCCACGGCAACCAAAACCAAGGCACCUGAUGACUUAGUCGCGCCUGUUGUGAAGAAACCACACAUCUACUACGGAAGUUUGGAAGAGAAGGAGAGGGAGCGUCUGGCCAAAGGAGAAUCUGGGAUUUUGGGGAAAGAAGGACUUAAAGCAGGAAUUGAAGCGGGAAAUAUUAACAUAACCUCUGGGGAAGUGUUUGAAAUUGAAGAGCACAUAAGUGAGCGACAGGCCGAAGUGUUAGCCGAGUUUGAGAGAAGGAAGCGAGCCCGGCAAAUCAAUGUUUCCACAGACGACUCAGAGGUCAAGGCUUGCCUUCGAGCCUUGGGGGAGCCUAUCACACUUUUUGGAGAGGGUCCUGCUGAAAGAAGAGAAAGGUUAAGAAAUAUCCUCUCAGUGGUCGGUACUGAUGCCUUAAAAAAAACUAAAAAAGAUGAUGAGAAAUCUAAGAAGUCCAAAGAAGAGUAUCAGCAAACCUGGUACCAUGAAGGACCAAACACCCUGAAGGUUGCUAGACUAUGGAUUGCUAAUUAUUCGCUGCCCAGGGCAAUGAAACGCUUGGAAGAGGCCCGUCUCCAUAAAGAGAUUCCUGAAACAACUAGGACUUCCCAGAUGCAAGAGCUGCACAAAUCUCUCCGGUCUUUGAAUAAUUUCUGCAGUCAGAUUGGGGAUGAUCGGCCUAUCUCCUACUGUCACUUUAGUCCCAAUUCCAAAAUGCUGGCUACAGCUUGUUGGAGUGGGCUUUGCAAGCUCUGGUCUGUUCCUGAUUGCAACCUCCUUCACACUCUUCGAGGCCAUAACACAAAUGUAGGAGCAAUUGUAUUCCAUCCGAAAUCCACUGUUUCCUUGGACCAAAAAGAUGUCAAUUUGGCCUCUUGUGCUGCUGAUGGUUCUGUGAAACUUUGGAGCCUUGACAGUGAUGAACCAGUGGCAGAUAUUGAAGGCCAUACAGUACGGGUGGCCCGUGUAAUGUGGCAUCCAUCAGGACGUUUCUUGGGUACCACCUGCUAUGACCGCUCAUGGCGCUUAUGGGAUUUGGAAGCUCAAGAGGAGAUCCUGCAUCAGGAAGGCCACAGCAUGGGCGUGUAUGACAUUGCCUUCCAUCAAGAUGGCUCUUUGGCUGGCACUGGGGGACUGGAUGCAUUUGGUCGAGUUUGGGACCUGCGUACAGGACGUUGUAUCAUGUUCCUAGAAGGGCACCUGAAGGAAAUCUAUGGAAUAAAUUUCUCCCCCAAUGGCUACCACAUUGCAACCGGCAGUGGUGACAACACCUGCAAAGUAUGGGACCUUCGACAGCGGCGCUGCAUCUAUACCAUCCCCGCCCAUCAGAACUUAGUGACUGGUGUCAAAUUUGAGCCUAUCCACGGGAAUUUCUUGCUCACUGGUGCCUAUGAUAACACAGCCAAGAUCUGGACCCAUCCAGGCUGGUCCCCACUGAAGACUUUGGCUGGCCAUGAAGGCAAAGUGAUGGGCCUAGACAUUUCUUCUGAUGGGCAGCUUAUCGCCACUUGCUCAUAUGACAGGACCUUCAAGCUCUGGAUGGCUGAAUAGGCACAACCCUAGAAAAAGGACUCCAACCUCAAGCUCUCCCUUAAGAGCCAUUUUGUUGUAUCAUGUUUGUUGCCAGUUACCUCAGUAGAUUGGAUUCUAUGUCAGCCCCUACUCCAAGCAGACAGCCCAGUUCCUGGGAGCUGGUGAACCCUUUUCAUGCUUGAAUUUUAAUGUCAUCUUCAAGCCCUGCCAAGUAACUAUGUAGACAAUUGUUUAUAUUAAUCUUUUGUUUGAAUACCCUGUUGCCUUCCUCAUAGCACUCAGGAUUGUGGCUAGCUCCAUUUUUAAUUCUAGAAACUUGGCUUUCUAUUUCAUGGUACAUGCUUCAGGACUACAUGUGGCCCAGAGAGCAAGGUAGCUAGCUGGACUGCAGUCUAAGAGCCCUCGAGUCAAGAGGCACAUCUCACCACAUACUGGUUAACGCCUGACAGAGCAAGAACCUUUCCUCUGCCCUGAGAAUGGGAGGUGAAGAGAUAGACCCACAGCGAUGCUCAGAGUCAUGCAGUAAAGAUUUUACCUCUUCCUGUUGACUUCACUUGGAAUGUACCUGCAUCAGGGAGCUUCAGGAAGCUCAGAACUGAACAUCUGCCUCGUUGGAAAAUGUCUUCCAUUUUUCUUUGGUGUUUGGCAUCCUUCGUGUUACCCCAAAGCUAGACCAGUGUGUCAAGAUUCAAUGAAAUUUUUAGAAAGCUAA
Molecule: messenger RNA, 2382 nt
Organism: Myotis daubentonii (Daubenton's bat)
Lineage: Eukaryota; Metazoa; Chordata; Mammalia; Chiroptera; Vespertilionidae
Gene: PRPF4
Product: pre-mRNA splicing tri-snRNP complex factor PRPF4
Biological process (GO): mRNA splicing, via spliceosome
Cellular component (GO): U4/U6 x U5 tri-snRNP complex
Molecular function (GO): U6 snRNA binding; protein binding; U4 snRNA binding
Source: RefSeq, a predicted model, not a curated record